CCAUAGGUGGGGUGCCAAACCCAACUCCCCAAACAGACCGGUGCCCUAUACGACCAAAAAUUCACAUUUCGAGAAGCAAAAAAAUUUGAUCUUUUCGACUUGGGCAGGAUCUUGUAAGGUUUUAUCAUGGGGGAUAGUCAGUACUCAUUUUCUCUUACCACUUUUAGCCCUUCUGGAAAGCUUGUUCAGAUUGAACAUGCAUUGACUGCUGUUGGGUCCGGACAAACUUCUCUUGGAAUUAAAGCUGCAAAUGGAGUUGUCAUUGCAACGGAGAAGAAAUUACCAUCUAUAUUGGUUGAUGAAACAUCGGUCCAAAAAAUUCAGUUGUUAACACCAAAUAUAGGUGUUGUAUACAGUGGCAUGGGUCCUGAUUUCCGAGUUUUGGUUCGAAAAAGCAGGAAACAGGCUGAGCAGUAUCAUCGAUUAUACAAAGAACCAAUCCCUGUCACUCAACUUGUUAGGGAAGUUGCUGCUGUUAUGCAGGAAUUUACUCAGUCUGGUGGUGUUAGGCCUUUUGGAGUGUCCCUGCUGAUUGCUGGGUUUGAUGAUAAUGGACCACAAUUAUAUCAGGUAGAUCCAUCAGGUUCGUACUUUUCUUGGAAAGCUUCUGCUAUGGGGAAAAAUGUUUCUAAUGCAAAAACAUUUCUUGAGAAGAGGUACACCGAUGAAAUGGAGCUUGAUGAUGCAGUCCACACUGCACUAUUGACCCUGAAGGAAGGGUUUGAGGGACAGAUCUCAGCGAAAAAUAUUGAGAUUGGCAUAAUUGGCGCAGACAAAAAGUUCAGGGUAUUGACACCAGCUGAAAUUGAUGAUUAUUUGGGUGAAGUAGAAUAAAGUGCAAUGAAGAAAUCCUUAUGUUCCCCCCAUGUUGGUGUUUUUUUCGCGGUUGAGUUUAAUUGAAUUUCAAGAUGGGUUUUGCUUAAAUGAAAACUUUGAUGGCACAGUCGAAUUUGUGAGCUACUUGUGACCCAGCAUGCCUUCAGAAAAAUAUUUUCCCAAAGGCAUCAGCAUUUUAGCAUACAAACCUAGAUUGUUUAAAUAUAUGAUGUGGCGAUGACUUUCAAUGAAUAUUCUUCUUAUUUCCCCUCUUUA
Lotus japonicus is the source of this 1092-nucleotide messenger RNA. RefSeq names its product proteasome subunit alpha type-2-A-like. The coding region runs from base 127 to 834 and encodes 235 amino acids. The transcript is spliced from 12 exons. The record is from RefSeq and is a predicted model, not a curated record. Gene Ontology annotation, cellular component: proteasome core complex, alpha-subunit complex; proteasome core complex. Lineage: Eukaryota; Viridiplantae; Streptophyta; Magnoliopsida; Fabales; Fabaceae. Gene Ontology annotation, biological process: ubiquitin-dependent protein catabolic process.